Messenger RNA from Peniophora sp. CBMAI 1063, 897 nucleotides. NCBI's taxonomy places the organism in Eukaryota, Fungi, Basidiomycota, Agaricomycetes, Russulales, Peniophoraceae. The record is from the annotation of a GenBank genome assembly.
AUGCAGUCAGGAUACAUCGACUUCAAGACCGGCGAUGACAUCCUACAAACCUGGUUCACCGUUGUCGGCAAUCUGCAUUCUGGCCGCCGUCCCCUCGUACUUCUGCACGGCGGGCCAGGGAUCCCUUCCGCCUAUAUGCGUCCCCAUCUCGACUGGGCCCAAUCGUCUGGCGUACCUGUUGUCCUGUAUGAUCAAGUUGGGUGCGGCAAGUCCACCCAUCUGCAGGGCAAAGAGGCAGCCUUCUUCACUGUGGAACUAUACAUGGACGAGCUCGAGAACGUUCUCGCUCACCUCGGUAUCACAGACGCUUUCGAUCUCCUCGGGCACUCCUGGGGAGGCAUGCUUGCAUCUGACUGGGUGACCACUCGUCACCCAGCGGGACUCCAUCAUCUCAUCCUCGCUGACUCACUCGCGUCCAUCGAGUUGUGGAAGGCCUCCGUCAAUAAGUUGCUCGAACGUUUCCCGAAGGAGUUUCAGGAAAUGCUGCGGAGGCACGAGGAGAACGGGACAACAGAUGACGAGGAGUAUCAAGAAGGCAUGAUGAAGUUCUAUCGAAAGCACAUGUGUACCGUCGACCCUUGGCCACAAGAGCUCAACGACGCAUUUGCCGCGCUGGGAGAAGACCCCACGGUUUACUUCACUAUGUUCGGGGUCUCCGAGUUCAUGAUCAAUGGCACGCUCAAGGAUUGGUCUGUUGUCGAUCGAUUGCACACCAUCACUUGUCCGACGCUCAUCCUCAAUGGGGUUGACGACGAAGCCCAGGAAGAAUGUGUCGGGCCGCUCUUUCUUAAGAUUCCCAGGGCUAGAUGGAUUCAACUGGCAAAGAGUAGCCACAUGCCGUUCUUUGAAGAGCCAGAGCGGUACUUUGAGUUAAUCAGCGAGUUCCUAUCCUUGUAA